This is a messenger RNA of Colletotrichum godetiae, 1521 nucleotides long. RefSeq names its product cytochrome P450. Gene Ontology annotation, molecular function: oxidoreductase activity, acting on paired donors, with incorporation or reduction of molecular oxygen; heme binding; iron ion binding. The record is from RefSeq and is a predicted model, not a curated record. The transcript has a single exon. NCBI's taxonomy places the organism in Eukaryota, Fungi, Ascomycota, Sordariomycetes, Glomerellales, Glomerellaceae. Bases 1 to 1521 code for a protein of 506 amino acids.
AUGGGCCUUUUUGCCGACCUAAUGGCGAUUCUCGCCAAAGAAUCGCUCAAACUAUCGCUAGUCGCCCCAUUGGCUACGCUUUGCACCUACUUCUUCUUCAACGUCUUCCUCCACCCACUCCGCAAAGUUCCGGGUCCUUGGAAAGCGACAAUAUCACCAUUGUGGCUGUGGUACCACUCAUAUGCAGGGGAUGAAACCACCUCGGUCGAAGCUCUGCACAAAGUUUACGGCCCAGUCGUCCGGAUUGGCCCCAACGACGUUGAUAUUAGCGACGGCACGGCUCUCGCACCCAUUUACUCCGAGAAGGGCGGGUUUCUGAAGACACCAUGCUACAGUAAUUUUGACUUUGACGGUCACCCGACGAUAUUUUCGGCUCUAGAUCCUGCACACAGGGCUGUCAGAUCAAAGGCUGUAGUCAGCAUGUUCAGUCCAGCCUCCAUACGAAAGGAAGGCGAUCAGAUACUGAGAUCCUGUGUUGAUAGGCUGAUGGUACACAUCAGACAGGAAGCAGCAUCGGGAAAGCCCGUCAAUAUGCUGAAUAUGGGUAGAUGCCUAGCCCUUGAUGCAGUGACGGAGUAUCUCCUCGGCAAGACGUACGGAGGAAUUACUGAGCUUGAAGCCAGCAGGAGCGCCAACGACUCCAGCAAGCUGUCGGCCAGCGAGUUCGUGGACACUUUUGUAGCAGUCGGGCGAUUCUUCUUGCUUCCCAACUGGAUCUUUCACGUCUUCGAGUGGGCUCUCCCAAAGCUGUUCCCAAAUCAGAAAGUUGACGAGUCAAUGGAUCUCGUCACAAGUUUCUGUAAUCAGGUGGUUGCCGAGGCCGAUCUUGAGAAGGACCAAACAUACCAGGCUCGGUUACUGCGAGCGGGCAUCAGCAAAGCAGAAGCUGCUAUUCAGUGCAUGGAUCUGAUGUUUGCCGGCACAGACAGCACUGGUAUGAACUUUGGUGCCAUCUGUUGGCAUUUAGCACAAUCACCCUCGACAUAUCAAAAGCUCAAAGAUGAGCUUGCAUCACCAGAGGCAGCGCAAGCUGAUCCGCAGACACUUCCCUACCUGCGUGGCGUGGUGCGUGAGGGACUCCGAAUGUCCAUGGCAAAUCCUACACGUCUCCCGCGUGUUGUACCGCCCACCGGAUUUUCAUUUGCAACCAAGAUGCCAACCGGAGAGACCAAAAAUUUUGAGUUCCCGGGCGGAACUUGGAUUGGAUGUGCACCUUUCAGCUUGCAUUUCAACGACGCUGUCUUCCCAAACCCGCAAGGAUUCCAACCGGAGCGAUGGCUGGACCCUAGCGAGGAAAUGUUACGUGACGCUAUUCCCUUUGGACUUGGGCCACGGCAGUGUAUUGCUCGUAACCUUGCUUCGAGUGAGCUGUUUUGGGCGGUCAGGGCCCUGGGUACUUCUGGAGUCCUGGAUGGUGCCAAGCCGACGGGGUUAAUGAAGGAUAGGAUCCUUGUUGAUGAGUGGUUCAACUCCAAAGUUCCCGGGCAUGCCAUUGAGCUAAUUUGGGAAUCACCGUCUUGA